This is a messenger RNA of Selaginella moellendorffii, 1122 nucleotides long. Its product is annotated as pentatricopeptide repeat-containing protein At4g02750-like. Lineage: Eukaryota; Viridiplantae; Streptophyta; Lycopodiopsida; Selaginellales; Selaginellaceae. The record is from RefSeq and is a predicted model, not a curated record. Gene Ontology annotation, molecular function: protein binding; RNA binding. Gene Ontology annotation, biological process: RNA modification. Bases 1 to 1122 code for a protein of 373 amino acids. The transcript has 2 exons.
AUGUAUGGAAACGCUGGUUGUCUACGCGCAGUGUGGCAUUUGGAGGAAUCGAGAAGGGUCUUUGAUGCAUUGCCGGCCAAGAACAUCGCGUCGUGGACGGCGCUCGUGAGCGUGUAUGCCGAGAGUGGGCAUCCGGGUGAGGCCAAGACAGUGUUCGAUCGAAUGGCGGUGUGGGACGUAGCUUCCUCCACUGUGGGUCAAGGCGCUGGGCGAUUGCGGGCGGAUUGGAUCGAGCAAGGCGGUUGCAGGCGAGUGGGCGAUGCGAAGGCCGCGUUUGAUUCCAUGCCCGAGAAGAACAGCAUCACUCGCGCGGUGAUGCUCGUCAUGUUUGCGGAGAAUGGAUUCGUGGAGGAGGCGGAGGAUGUCUUCCAGGAGAUUGUCCACCGAAACGCGAUCCUCUGGGGGGCGAUGCACUGCUGCUAUGCCCAAAAUGGGGAUUUGAUUCAAGCCAAGAGUUUGUUUGAUAGGAUGCCUCUGCACAGCAUGCUUUCGUGGACGAUUAUGAUCAAGUCAUACGCGCAAAAAGGUGACGCUAAUCAAGGAAAACAAUUGUUUGAAGCAAUGCCACACAGAGAUCUUGUUUCAUGGAACUCGAUAAUCGCUGUUUAUGCCCAGAGAGGUCGUUUCAAAGACGCUAUACGAGCGUUUUCUUUGUGUUGCUGCUGGGAUUCCUAUUCAUGGAACACAGUUCUCGUGGUAUACGCUUUAGAUGCAAAUAUUUUUGAGGCAAAGAAGACGUUUGAUAGAAUACCAACUUGGAAUUUGGUCUCCUGGAACACGAUGCUAGCAGCAUAUGCCCAGACCGGCCAUGCGUAUUCUGCGAUCCAGCUCUUUUGGGCGAUGUUUCUUCACGGCUUUGACCCCGACAAUGCAGCGUUUGCCAUCGUUUUGACGGCAUGUAGCCAUCUGGGGCUUGUCAAGGAAGCAGUAAGCUACUUCAUGGCAAUGAGCUUUGACAAUGGAUUGGACCCUUUGCAAGACCACUACACCUGCAUUGUUGAUGCUCUAGGACGGCUAGGGCGAUUGGAAGAGGCCGGGAUGUCCUGGAGAAUAUGCCUUUGCCAGCUGAUGGAGUUGCAUGGGCAACGUUUCUUACCGCGUGUAAAAACCACGGGGAGAUGA